AUGGUGGAAGAUGAACCCGAACGCAGCUCCUCGGGAGACUCUGAACCCGAACGCAGCUCCUCGGACGAACCUGACCAGAACAUGCCGGACGCACCCGACCACAACUUCCAAGACGAACCCGGUCAUAUCAAUCAAGACGAAGCGCCGGAGUGUGCAGUGUGCAGCGCAGAAGAGAAUCUCGUCCCUUGCUCGGGCUGCCGGAACAUCCACUAUUGCUCGACUGAGUGUGCGCAGCUUGAUCACGACUUUCAUAGUGGCAACUGUGACAGACCAGGUCUCGUUGAGAUCGCAGAUCCACUUACCGGAGGCAAAUAUCCCAUAUGCGCAAACUGCAGUCGCAAGAAGUCGAAGGAGGGUCUUCCUUUGCUGCACUGUGGACGGUGCCGCAAGAUGCACUACUGCGGCGAUGCGUGCGCCGAGAAGCACUGGGCGUGGCAUUCACUUACCUGCAAGGCUGCUGGGAAAGAGCCUUCCGUAUCUUCGUCUUCCUCUCAAGGGCCUGCGAACGAGACGCCUCAACGCCGGCAAAAGAUCGUGGAGUGCGCGAAUUGCAGCGACGGGCAAUCAGUUGGCGGUGGACCAUUGGGAUACUGCACUAUAUGUGGGCUUGUCCGCUACUGUUCUUCGGAUUGUGAGCAAGCAGAUCGGGAGUGGCAUUCGCUCACAUGUCGCCGAAGGGAGGACAUUGCUAGCGAGUCAAAGUCUGGUGGUCCCACGUAUCUGGACAACAACAUUGACAACAACUUUUCCGGCGGUCCGAAGAUUCGCCUUGCUCCCAAGAAGAAGGCUAUCAAAUCGACUCGUCCUUUGGUCUCUCCAGAGCACGUGAACCAGAAAGCUAUCGAACUCAAUAAGCUCAUCGAAGAAGGCGGCAGACUCUUUCUUGACGACGGCCUCGCCGGGCGCCGGACUCCCUCUUCCCCAACGACAACCGCAUCCUCCGACUCCUCGCCCACCCGCAAACCGCGCGAUCGAUCGCGAACUCCACCUCAAUCCCGACCGCAACGAACACCUCCGCCUCAAAAUCUGCCUCCACGUCUCUCACCCGAACCAUCUCUCUCUUCGACGCCCGAGCUGCGAGCGUUCCGGUCUAUUCUCUCCCAUCCUGAAGAAGCCAAUGCCAAUCAUAUAGGGCGAGUCGACCGGUUCUACGACCAUAUGCCGCCUUCGGUGUACAUGCGCUGGAUCAAAGGCGCGAAACUCAUCGAUGAUGGAAGGAGCGUGCGUUUUGAUGUCGUGAACCUUGGGAAGGAAGUCGAGGUUGGAGAGUAUUGCUGGCUGGAUGGCGAUGCGAUGCGGAGGGAAUGGCUGGUGCCGUUGCAGGAAUUUUGGGGGAGGGUCAGAGUGCAGGUCGAGGGGAGGGAGAGGAGGAGGGUUGUGGAGGAGGAGAGGGAGAAGGAGAGAGAAGUGGAGCGAAAGUUGAAGAAGGAGAUGGUUGAGGAGGAGAAGAGAGUGAGACCAGAGGUGGAGAAGAUUGGGCCAGGCAGCGAAGCGGAGUUAUAG
Molecule: messenger RNA, 1503 nt
Organism: Zymoseptoria tritici IPO323
Lineage: Eukaryota; Fungi; Ascomycota; Dothideomycetes; Mycosphaerellales; Mycosphaerellaceae
Exons: 2
Coding region: 1-1503 (500 amino acids)
Source: RefSeq, a predicted model, not a curated record